Messenger RNA from Grosmannia clavigera kw1407, 1023 nucleotides. RefSeq names its product gas1-like protein. The transcript has 2 exons. NCBI's taxonomy places the organism in Eukaryota, Fungi, Ascomycota, Sordariomycetes, Ophiostomatales, Ophiostomataceae. The coding region runs from base 1 to 1023 and encodes 340 amino acids. The record is from RefSeq and is a predicted model, not a curated record.
AUGGUUUUCGCACGCUCCAUCUUCACCUUCACCGUCCUGGCGGCAGUCCCCUUGGCCUACGGCCAGGGCGUGAUCCAGAGUGCACAGGGAGCCAAGGGUUCCCCUGCCAGUCUGGGCCUGCAAGUCAAGACGGGCGGAACGGAUGCGAACAUCAUUAACAGCAAAGAGAUCGUCUCCAACGUGGUCAACGAGUGUGGCCGGACACUUCUGGGCGGCAACAUUGACAUUGGCGAAAACACGGAGGAGCAGCUGGCAAACAACACGGUCACGUCCGUGACGAAAGGCAGCACUGUCACGGUCAAGAUCGCCAAGGGCAGUGCGAGCGGUGCAGGCCCCUACACCUGCGACCUCGACCUGACCAGCAACGGCAAUGGUGCGACGGGCCAGACCAACCUCACUGUCGCGGAGACGGACAGCAACGGCUCUAUCUCGCUCGCCGUGACCAUGCCGUCGGACAUGGCUUGCAUCGGAGCCUCGACCGGAAACGUGUGCACGGUCCGCUGCUUCAACAGCGCCGCUGCCGGUCCCUUUGGCGGCUGCUUCGCAGUCAAGCAGACUGACACCACUGCCAAGGCCAACACCCCAGACAACAUCGAGACAGAGCAGACGGCUGCCGGCAUCGCGGCUCAGGUCGCGGUGAACAAGGCCGACCUAGCGUCCGCUCUUGCGGCUAACGCCAACGCCGGCGCCUCUGAGGCCGAGCAGGGCCUGGCUGCCGUUAAGGCGCUGGCCGACGACAGCACUGCUACGGCUGAUUCUGCUGCUGCCACUUCCACCGCCAAGGCGACCAAGACUAAGGGCUCUGGCGCAAAGGCAACCAACGCGGCGAAGGGCAACGGCAACGGCUUCAAGGGCUUUGGUGGCUUCGGCGGCAACGGUGCCAACGGCUUCGGUGCUAACGGCGCCAAUGGUGCCAAGGCUGCUGCCGGAAACGGCUUCCGGGGCUUCGGCAAUGCCAAGCGCAACAUGCGGUGGGGCAAGCGGUACGUCGUGCCGGCUGUUGAGGCUACUGAGGACAACUAG